AGCGCGCGCCUCCCGGACCGUGGCAUCCCGUCGUCGUCGUCGUCGUCGUCGUAGUUCGGGUUUUGACAUCACACACAGAGGAUUAGCCACAAUGUCAAACGUCCACAGGCAGCGCGAGCUCACGGCUUCCACGCGCCGCGAGGAUGAGAAGCACCGCCGCGUUCCCCUGCUCAUCCUCUAAACGCAAAACUCCAUUCACCUUUUACGGGUUUGUUCCAUGUUCCCGGAGAGGAUGCGUUUGAGGUCUCUGUGAGCGUGUGAGCCAGGUCAGAGGUCAUGCUGCGGAGGGAACCUGACUCCCACGGCCUCUUUUCCUCCGGCGAGACGUCUGACAAUGACUGUGAGAACGGCGCGAGUUGUGUAGAGGUAGACGUAGCGUGCCUGUGCGAGGCCGGUCCCUGUACACUUUAUUCAGAAGCACACGCGCCUACGCCGGACACGCGGCUGUGUGAACACUGUGGAAAAAACAGAGUAACCAUAACCAGGUACUCUGAGGGAUACGGCACAGAGGAGGAGUGUGUAUUAUCUGACCCUCAGGGGGAGAGUGAUGCAGAUGCAGAUAUAGAGGAUACAGAUUGCAGACUCCAGGAGCCAGGUUCUCUCCAGCGAAUCAGCUCGCGGAGACGCAAGCGUCCACGGGUAGCGCGGCAAGACACCACGGAGAGCGAAGACGACGGUGGGAGGAGUCACAGAUCCCACCGCUGGAACCUCAGGCUCAGUCCGGACAGAGGCCACAGCAGGACCAUACUGGAGGAGAGCAUAUCACAGGUCAGGCCGCUGAUCAUCUGCCGUCCGAACGUCGAGGGGCACAAGGGUCCAGUCGAACUGUCCCGGGGCUCCAAACUGAUGUCUCUGUGGCCGUCAUCCCUCUCUCUUCCUCUUAUCCUCCUCCUCUCGCUGCCCCUCUCCCUCUCCCUCGUCAUUGUCAUCGUGUCUUUCCUCCUACCGUGGGCCAGUGCUUGACCCCACAUUUCUGUCGCAAGAGAAUAGUUUAAUUCCAAAAAUGACAAAAAAAAAA
This is a messenger RNA of Xiphias gladius (swordfish), 1018 nucleotides long. RefSeq lists its product as uncharacterized. The transcript is spliced from 7 exons. Bases 277 to 963 code for a protein of 228 amino acids. Lineage: Eukaryota; Metazoa; Chordata; Actinopteri; Istiophoriformes; Xiphiidae. The record is from RefSeq and is a predicted model, not a curated record.